Molecule: messenger RNA, 3890 nt
Organism: Ahaetulla prasina
Lineage: Eukaryota; Metazoa; Chordata; Lepidosauria; Squamata; Colubridae
Gene: FPGS
Product: folylpolyglutamate synthase
Exons: 15
Coding region: 620-2281 (553 amino acids)
Biological process (GO): tetrahydrofolylpolyglutamate biosynthetic process
Cellular component (GO): cytosol; mitochondrion; cytoplasm
Molecular function (GO): tetrahydrofolylpolyglutamate synthase activity; ATP binding
Source: RefSeq, a predicted model, not a curated record
CAGGCCUACAUUCCAAGGGAUUUCUUGCAACAGCUUUUAUUUAUUUUAUUUAGUUUAUCAAAUUUAGAAACCGCCCGUUCCCGCUUAAGCUCUUAAAAUUCCCGCCUGUAGAAAUAUGCAGGCGUUUCUUUUCCCCCAUCUCCCAAACUUUGAAAAGUUGUCCUCGGCUUACCCCCCACCGCCUGUGUUUCCUCCCAAAACGUUGACAUCUCUUUAAUCUUCAGUCUCUUCCAUUCUUGCGUCACUGGUCCACUCCCCUUCCUGCCUCUUCCUGAUGUUCUUUGGUAAUCGAUUUAAUUAAGUUCUCCCACGUGUCUUGUCGUCUUCUCCUCCUCCUUCGUUCCCUUUUGCAGUUGUGUAACUUUUGAGCCUUGAAAUGACUCAUUUUCCCGCCUCCACCCGUCCAACCCAGUAAGCUGCUUUUCCAAGAAAUACGAUCCAAUGAUCCAACCACGUGUGAAUUUAUAGCCCUCCCUCCGGGGUACACAUGUAAGGCGUGUGCAGGCUGAUUUCCAGGGCUUUUCGGCGUCUUUUUUUUGCAAAGACUCGUUCCCCCUUCAGGGCUCGUGGUGUCAUUUUUAAUUUAUUUUAAUUUUUUUUAAAGUAGACAAGCAGGAAAAUGGAGGAUGCUAUUCGGACUCUGAACACCCUCCAGACCAACGCCAGCUACCUGGAACAGGUGAAGCGAGAACGGGGAGACCCUGAGCUACAAUUGCAAGCGAUGGCUGGGUUCUUGGAACGGACCGGCUUGAAGGUCGAAGACCUGGAUCAACUCAACAUCAUUCAUGUUACUGGGACAAAGGGCAAGGGUUCGGCAUGCGCCUUUACGGAACGGAUUCUGCGCAACUACAAUUUAAAGACCGGUUUUUACAGUUCACCGCACCUGGUUCAAGUCCGCGAGCGGAUUCGGAUUAACGGUCAGCCCAUCAGCCAAGAGCUUUUUAGCAAAUAUUUCUGGCAGGUGUAUAACCGGUUGGAGGAGACCAAGGACUCCCAUCAUGCUUCCAUGCCUGCCUACUUCCGGUUCCUUACAAUCAUGGCUUUCCACGUCUUCUUGCAGGAGAAGGUUGACCUGGCGGUUAUAGAAGUUGGCAUCGGGGGCGCCUACGAUUGUACAAACAUUGUCAGGAAGCCAAUAGUAUGCGGAGUCUCCUCUUUGGGCAUUGACCACACCAGCAUCUUGGGAGACACCAUUGAGAAGAUAGCCUGGCAGAAAGGCGGCAUCUUCAAGCCCGGUGUGCCAGCAUUUACGGUGCCACAGCCGGAGAGACCCUUAGAAGUCCUGAAACAGAGGGCUGAAGAAUGCCAGUGUCCGCUUUUUCUCUGCCCGGACCUGGAUGACUUCGAAGACGAUGACAAGCUCCUUCAACUAGGUUUAGCCGGUGACCAUCAACGGUCUAACGCUGCUUUAGCCCUCCAGCUGUCCCACACGUGGCUGGGCCGUUGUGGGUAUCUAGAAACCGGUGAGCUGAAGGACUCGUGGCGAAUUUCUGAAGCUCCAUCAAAGAGGGUUCCCGGCUUGGCUCCUGCUUUUAAGCCGGACCAGCCCAUGGUACAAGGCCUGCAGGCAGCCGUGUGGCUCGGACGCAACCAGGUGCUGCACCACGGCCCGGUGACGUGGUACAUCGACGGGGCCCACACCACCAGCAGUAUGCAAGCCUGUGUCCGCUGGUUUCGCCAAGCGGCCCUGAACGAAGACAAACCUACGGACGGCUCCGAAGUCAGAGUGUUGCUCUUCAACGUGACGGGAGACCGCGAUACGGCGGCUUUGCUGAAACUUUUGCUGCCCUGCCAUUUUGAUUACGCUGUUUUCUGCCCCAACUACACAGAGGUGUCGACGGUGGGAAACGCAGAUCAGCAAAAUUUCAACGUCACCUUGGAGAACGUCCUGACCCGCUGCCUGCAGAAUCAGAACCACUGGAACCGGCUGAUGGAGGCCAAAUUGACGCAGGACCCUUGGUUCCCCGUCUUGCCCGAGGUGGGGGGCUGGCUGAAGCAGCCCCUGCAUCACAGCCCCCCGAUCUUCGCCGCCUCCUCCACCCGCCCGCUCAAUUCCAACUCCUUGGUUUUCCCUUGCAUCUCACAUGCUUUGCAGUGGAUCACCCAAGGCCGGGACCCAAAUCUGCCAGCGCUGGCGCCCCAGGGACUCCACCCGCACCCCGUGGCCAGCAGCGGGGCCGUUCUGCUCAAGGAAGCCGUGGCCAUCCGUGUCCUCGUAACGGGCAGUCUGCAUCUGGUCGGGGGCGUCUUGAAGCUGCUGGAUCCCAGUCUUUCUCAGUAGGCCCAUGGGACGCCGUCUUCUGCCAAAGUGGAUAGGGCGGCAGAGGCCUUGAUGUCUCGCCCCUAUCUGUGGUGUGGAACCACGGGGCACGUACAGCCACGCCAUUCCUGGGUGGUCCGGGUUGAGUCCUCGACUGAAGCGAAUCGAACUCCAGACAACUAUGAUUGGUGGCAUCUUACCUGAUGGUUGAACGUUGAUGGUUGAACCACUUGAGGUCCGUCUGCUGCACCGGCUUGGAGACAUGGUCCUUUUUCUCAUAACCAAGCGGGGACCUUUGGUGGGGUCAACCAUCUCCUCCAGCCUCGAGCAAUGGACGGGGGGGUAUCCACCCAACAUGUUCCUCAGCACAACCCGAGGCAAGAUACAAACCACCACGCCUCCGAAACGCCCAUGUGCCUUCUCAACUCACUCAUUCGCCGUGUCCCGUCGACGUUCCUCUCCCGUUUUUCCAUCCCCGUCUUCGAUCACUCGCUGCCUUGAUCCGUUGGGCUAUACCCUUGGGGGACGCUGCUACUCACUUGUCACAAAUGGUCCCCCCCUCCAUUUUUGAGCUCCCCAUCUCUACUUCUGGACCUCUGUUUUGGGGUGGUGGACAUUGAAAAGGACCGGUCGUAUGGAGUACGAUGCUUCUACAUGCUUGGUGCCUACUACAGUCUGGAGCCCAGAAAAGCAAGCUUAGCCGGGCCCAGUAGGGUAUGGACUGGUUUUGGGGUGGGGGGUGUCCCUGGGCUGAUCCCCCUUGAGAUCCAAGUGCCUUUUUUGGGGGGAGUCGGGGGGAGGAGAGAGUCACUGUGUUCUUCCAACGAGCUGCCAAAACUUACGAUAACUUCGGGGACGGUGGGACCAAGCAUUUCAACCCCCCCCUCCCCCACUUUGCUGCAAUUGGACUCCACCGUUGCCCACAUCCAUUCUAUACUCAAACGUGGGGCGGUCAGAAUACCUCUCCCAUCUUCUUUCCCCCCCCCGCCAGGCGAAAGUAGGCCGUGGCUGAUGGGCGGUGUAGUUCCCCAACUCCAGCUUUUUUAACCCACCUGGAGAAUUCCGCCUGCGUUCUGCAAGAGGAAUUGACGCGGUUUGAGGGAUGGGAUGGGGUGGAGUGCGGUGCGUGCGUGGAAACCUGAUCAAAAGGUUCCCACACUGGCAGCCCUGCCAGGAUCGACCUCCCCUUAAUUUUAGGGGAACUUUGGGGGGUUCUUGAGAGGCAUCCAUGCUGCCCAAACUUUCACUGUCUUCUUUAAUGGCUGGAAGGCUUCAUUUGUUUAAAAUCCCUUGUGGGCAGUGAGAGUUAAGAAGGGGGGGAGACCACUAAAAGCUAGCUUAGCUUCUCUUUGCAAUCCCUUCCCUUCCCUUCUUUCCUCUCCUCUCCUUUUCCCCCUUCCCUUCCCUUCCUCCUUUCCCUUCCCUUCUUCCUUCCCUUUCCUCUCCUUUUCCCCCUUCCCUUCCUCCUUUUCUUUCCUCUCGUUUUUCCUCUUCCCUUCCCCCUUUCCCAUUCCUUCUUUCCUUUCCUUCUUUCCUUUCCCUUCCAUUCUUCCUUUCCUUUUCUCUCCUUUUCCCCCUUCUCUUCUUUCAUUUCUUCCCUUUCUUUCUGGCUUCCCUUCCAUAUCAGCCU